AUGGGCAAGUUAAUACGACUGGAGUUGUUCAACUUCAAGUCCUACAAGGGCCACCAUGUUCUGCUCUUCGGCGAUUCCUACUUCACCUCCAUUAUUGGUCCCAAUGGUUCCGGAAAAUCCAAUUCCAUGGAUGCCAUCUCAUUCGUCCUCGGCAUAAAGUCUUCUCAUCUCCGUUCGACCCAUCUACGCGACCUGGUAUACCGUGGUCGUGUUCUCAAAACUUCGCGAAUCAACGCCGAUGGAACCGCUACCGAAGUUCCGGAAGGCGAGACCCAAGAACCAGAGGCCGAGUCUGGUGCACAAGAGGAGGAUCAAGACACACAAACAAGCACUCAACGCGCAGAUCCGACCAAUGCUUGGGUAAUGGCUGUCUACGAGGACGAUGCUGGAGACGAACAAGCUUGGAAGCGUUCCAUCACUUCUACUGGCCAAUCUGAAUACCGUAUCAACAACAGACCUGUUUCCGCAAAGCAAUACAACGAAGCUCUCGAGGCCGAGAACAUUCUGAUCAAGGCUCGCAACUUCCUUGUCUUCCAGGGUGAUGUUGAGGCUAUCGCUUCUCAAAGUUCCAAGGACUUGACGAGACUGAUUGAGCAAAUCAGCGGCAGUCUUGAACACAAGGCCGACUACGACCGCCUCAAGAUUGAAGCCGAGAAAGCUGCCGAAGACCAAGCUUUCAGGCUAAACCAGCGAAGAGGCAUCAAUUCUGAGAUCAAGCAAUACCAAGAGCAAAAACGCGAAGUCGACAACUACACCCGCAAAGCCGAUGAAAGAGACCAAGCCAUUGUUACUCACGUCCUGUGGAAGCUGUUCCAUUUCCAGCAGGUUGUCGAGUCAUCUGGUGCCGAAAUUCAAAAACACCAGGAAGAGUUGAAGGAGCACCGCAGAAACGUUGAAUCUUUUGAGGCCAGGCUUGCUGAAGCCCAGCAAGAGCAGGCUAGAGCAGGUCGCGAAGUCCACAAGCUUGAGCGCAACAUCAAGAACAAGGAGAAGGCUGUCGAGGAAAAGGAGAACGAUCUCUUGCCCAUCAACGAGAAAAUUACCCUCUCUAACAAGAAGCUUGAGGUCUCGCGCAAGCGUAUUGCCGAAAUCUCAAAGGAGCGUGACGCUCAAUCCCGCAACGCCGAUCAAUUGAAGAAAGAUCUUGAUGUUGUCCAGAAAGCCCAAAGCAGAUGGGAGCAGGAAUGGUCAGCUGCACAACAGCAGGCAGGACGUGAACUCAGCGAAGCCGAUCUGCAGGAGUACAAUCGCUUGAGAGGAGAUGUCAACAAGAGAACUGCCGCCGACCAGAUCAAGGUUGACAACAUUACUCGCCAGCUAAAGACCGAUGAGGAGACAGUCGAGAGCUUGAAGAGCAAGGUCGACUCAACCGAGAACCACAUUUCCAAGCUUGACAGUGAGGUCGCCUCAUUGCGUUCUCGACGUGAUGAGCUGAGCUCCACCAUCCGUUCCAUUAACAAUGAAGCGGACGGCAAGAAAAAAGAAUUCAACACUUUGACGUCAGAGAGACUCAAGUCGGCUCAAAAACAUACCGAGAUUGAGGAGAAGCUCAAUGAAGUGUUGCACAAGCUCAACGAUGCAUCGGUAUCUCAGCGCGAAUCCGAGAAGGAAAUAAGAGCUCGCGAAACUGUUGCCGCCAUGAAGAGAAUCUUCCCCGGUGUUCGGGGCCAACUCUGGUCUCUCUGCAAGCCGAAGCAGAAGAAGUACAACGUUGCUGUCAGCACUGUUCUUGGUCGCCACAAUGACUCGAUUGUAGUUGACACUGAGAAAGUAGCAAAGGAGUGCAUUCAGUACCUCCGUGACCAGCGUGCUGGCCAAGCUACCUUCAUCCCGCUCGACACCAUCAUGCAUAAGGCACCGAACGCCAAUUUGAAGGGCAUGCAUAGGGGCAUGCGCCUCGCAAUUGACACGAUUGACUAUGAAAAUGCCGUUGAGCGUGCCAUUUCCUUUGCAUGUGGUAACAGUAUCGUGUGUGAUGAUCUCCAGAUCGCCAGACAUCUCUGCUACGAGAAGCACGUCGAAGCCAAGGCAGUCACACUCGACGGCACGAUUAUUCAUAAGGGUGGUCUAAUGACGGGUGGAAAUGGCUCGAACGAUCAACGCAACGCCCGUAAAUGGGAGGAUUCGGAGGUCGAGAAUCUGCGACGCCUCAAGGACAAACUGCUCGCUGAUUUGGGUGCUCUACCAAAAGGUCAUCGUCGUCAAGCCGAGGAAGAGACUCUCCAGGGUGAACUUGCAGGCCUCGAGUCGCGCCGCGCAUUUGCUGAUGAAGAACUCAAAGCGCUUGAGUCCAAUAUCGAGAGCAAGCGUCGUGAGCUGAAGCAUGCAAGACAUCAGCUAGAGGAGACCAGACCCAAGUACGAGGAGCAGGCUCAUGGCGUCACCACCCUGCGCAGCCAGCUCGAGUCAUACUCAUCUUCGGUGGCAACUGUCGAGGAUGAGGUCUUUGCUGCAUUUUGUCAGCGCUUAGGCUACAGCGAUAUUCGAGCAUACGAAGCCCAGCAAGGUAGUGCCCAGCAAGAGGCUGCACAAAAGAAGCUCGAGUUCACAACGCAGCGCAGCAGACUGGAGAAUCAGCUUGCUUUCGAAACACAACGCCUCCAAACAACGAAGGACCGCAUCGCUAAGUUACAGGCCGACGUCAAGGAAGCACAAGCCAACAUCGCAAACCUCGAGUCGGAAAGAGACAGUCUCAACAACGAGCUCGACGAACUCAAUGCUGAGGUCGAGCAGAUGAACGAGCAGUUGAUCACACGCAGGACUAAGUAUGACGAGAAAUCAGACAAAGUCGCAGAACAUCGGCGUGAAGUUGCCAAGCGCUCGAAAAACAUUGAAAAUACGAACAAAGACAUCACUGCUCUACAGGAAGAAGUUCAACGGUCUAACUCGGAUCGCUACUCUUUGCUUCGCAAGUGCAGAAUCGAAGAGAUCAAUGUACCGCUUACCCCGCAGAGCAGAAAGCUCGAGUCUCUUCCUCUCGACGGCGGCAUGGCUGCAGACGAAGAUGCGAUGGAUGUGGAUGAGGAGGAAGGAUCUCAACGCGUACCUGAAGUCAACGACUAUGGUAUUGAUCUUGACUUCUCAGAGCUGGACGAUGACUUGAAAGAGGACAAUUCCGAGCAAUGUGAAACGAACUUGCAGGAAACGAUCUCGACGAUACAAGCCGACCUUGACAAAAUGGCACCAAACAUGAGAGCCAUCGAGCGUCUUGAGGGCGUCGAAGCACGUCUCAAAUCCACCGAUGAUGAGUUCGAAGCCAGUCGCAAGGCCGCCAAAGAGGCCAAGGAUCAAUUCGACGAAGUUAGAGAAACGAGAUCAGAACUCUUCACCAAGGCGUACGAUCACAUCUCUGGCCAGAUCGAUCAGGUGUACAAGGAACUCACUCGCACAGCGAGUUUCCCUCUUGGAGGUCAAGCUUACCUUGAUCUUGAGGACACCGAUGAGCCAUACCUCAGUGGUAUCAAGUACCACGCUAUGCCUCCGCUCAAGCGUUUCCGUGACAUGGAGCAUUUGUCGGGUGGUGAGAAGACUAUGGCUGCGUUGGCGCUUCUAUUUGCGAUCCACACAUAUGCACCAUCGCCCUUCUUUGUGCUCGAUGAAGUUGACGCUGCUCUCGAUAACGCCAAUACUGCCCGCCUGGCCAAUUAUGUCAAGGAGCACGCAGGCCCCGGCAUGCAGUUCGUUGUCAUUUCUCUCAAGACUGGACUUUUCCAGAAUAGCGAAACCCUUGUCGGUGUCAUGAGAGAUCAAACUGUGAACAGCAGCAGAACGCUCACCAUGGAUCUCCGCAAGUACCAAGCUGCAUAGAACAGCUGAUGCAGGCAAGAUGCAUGGAAGGAAGGAACGAAGCGGUGUGUCUCAAUCUAGCCGCGCAUUAUAUCAUUGUUGUUUUU
Messenger RNA from Aureobasidium pullulans EXF-150, 3893 nucleotides. RefSeq names its product RecF/RecN/SMC protein. NCBI's taxonomy places the organism in Eukaryota, Fungi, Ascomycota, Dothideomycetes, Dothideales, Saccotheciaceae. Gene Ontology annotation, biological process: sister chromatid cohesion. The record is from RefSeq and is a predicted model, not a curated record. Gene Ontology annotation, cellular component: cohesin complex; nucleus; chromosome. Gene Ontology annotation, molecular function: ATP binding; ATP hydrolysis activity; protein binding. Bases 1 to 3807 code for a protein of 1268 amino acids. The transcript has 4 exons.